Messenger RNA from Penicillium olsonii, 2487 nucleotides. NCBI's taxonomy places the organism in Eukaryota, Fungi, Ascomycota, Eurotiomycetes, Eurotiales, Aspergillaceae. The record is from the annotation of a GenBank genome assembly.
AUGGCACCGAAUCCACUUGCCAAUUGGGAAAAGAUCGGAAACAGUUUCUAUCGCAAGCUCGCAGUCUACGACGCUAUCUUUGAGGAUGACGUGGAGUUGGAAAACUACCUUGUCGCGGGUGCCCCCUACGGUGGAGCUAUUGCGCUAUACCGCGACGAGACCAAACCGCUGAGAUUGCGGGAUGGGCAGGGGUCUCGGUCGACCAUUGACGUUUAUUCUUGUUCCGGACAACGCAUCAACCGUAUCAAUUGGGAGCAAGCCACAAUCAGAGGUUUGGGCUGGUCUGACAAAGAAGAGCUGUUGAUUGUCUCCGAGGACGGCACGGUACGACGGUACCUCGGGUUAGACGGGGAGUUCACCUCAUUCUCUCUCGGCAAUGGCGCCGAGGAGUAUGGUGUGAGAGCUUGCCAGUUUUGGUCAUCAGGUCUCGUGGCAUUGCUUUCCAAUAACCAACUAAUUGUUGUAUCCAAAUAUGACGAGCCACGCCCGCGGCUUUUGGCACCUUGUCCAGAGGGCGAAGUCUCUUCUUGGGCAUUAAUACCUCCAGCUCAUACAUUAUCACGCUCUGUCGAGGUCCUCUUGGCCGUUGACAAGACAGUCUUUCUGAUUGACUCAACAGAAGCAGAAGACAAAAUUUUACAAAAUGGACCCUUCAAGCAUAUUAGUGUAUCACCCGACGGGCUAUCGGUUGCACUUUUCACCGCAGAAGGCAAGCUGUGGGUUGUCAGCAACGAUUUUCAAAGCAAAACCAGCGAAUAUGACUCGAAAUCACGGGUACCACCGAGUACAGUGACGUGGUGUGGCAAGGAAGCGGUGAUUCUGGCUUGGGAGGAUGAAAUCCACCUUGUAGGAUUGAAUGGAGUCGCUUCGAAAUACUAUUAUGAUGGUCGCGUUCAUGUAAUACCUGAAUUUGACGGUGUUCGCCUGGUCACCAACGAAACAUGUGAGUUCUUACACAAGGUCGCAGGUGUCACCGAGGAGAUAUUCCGCCUUGGCUCUUCUUCUCCCGCUUCGGUGCUUCUGGACUCGGUCGAUCAACUAGAAAAGAAGUCACCCAGGGCUGAUGAAAACAUCCAGCGAAUCCGAUCGAGUCUGCCUUCAGCGGUUGAUACGUGCAUAAAAGCAGCGGGUCAUGAAUACGAUGGCUUCUGGCAAAAGCGCCUUUUGAAGGCCGCUUCGUUUGGCAAAUCCGUCCUUGAUCUCUAUAAUAGCGACGAAUUCGUUGAAAUGACUGAAAAGUUGCGGGUUCUCAAAUCGUUGAGAGAUUACAGGAUUGGCUUGCCGCUAACCUAUGAGCAAUAUCUACGUCUCACACCAGAUGGCCUCAUUGAACGUCUGAUAAACCGUCAUGAGUAUCUUCUUGCAAUACGGAUUUCGGAAUACCUUCAGAUUCCCGCCGACAGAGUUUACGUCCACUGGGCCAGCCAAAAGGUCAAAGUUUCAACAGUUGAUGAUGAAGCUGUGUGUAAACUCAUUGUGCAAAGGCUUGAUGGCAAACCGGGAAUCUCUUUCGAGGCAAUUGCCCAAGCGGCCUAUAAUGAAGGCCGAUCUCACUUGGCUACCCAAUUGCUAAACCACGAGCCUCGUGGUGGCAAGCAAGUUCCUUUGUUGUUGAAUAUGGAAGAAGAUGAGCUUGCACUGGAUAAAGCUAUUGACAGUGGAGAUGAUGACCUGGUGAACUACGUUCUCCUGCAUCUCAAGAGCAAGCUUCCUUUAGCAAGUUUCUUUCGACUUAUCAACACUCGUCCAAUGGCAUCUGCGCUUGUUGAGACAGCUGCACGGGGCGAAGACACGGAACUACUCAAAGAUCUUUUCUAUCAGGAUGAUCGGCCCAUCGAUGGAGCCAAUGUGCUCCUAGCCGAGGCACUGCGUGAAUCUGAUCGCGCACGUCAGACGGAAAAGCUGCAACUGGCAUCUCGCCUUUUGUCGGAUUCCAAGGAGCCCACUGUGGUAUUGAACCAGAAAUUAGUCACCGAAGCCUCCCAGCUUCUAAAAACCCAGGAGGCCUUGGAUAAAGACUUGGCAGACAACAGUGAAUACCUUGGUCUCAGUCUAAAUGAAACCGUCUACAGACUUGUUCGAGCGGGAUACGGCAAAAGAGCGCAAAAGAUCCAGAGUGAAUUCAAAAUGCCGGAGAAAACAUUUUGGUGGCUUAGAUUGAGAGCAUUGGUGGCCAAACGCGAUUGGGGGGAGCUGGAAGAAAUCGCCAAGGUCAAAAAAUCCCCAAUUGGGUGGGAGUCUUUCUACAACGAGAUUCUGGGUGCUGGAAACACAAAGCUUGCUUCAGGGUUCGUGCCAAAGUGCACUCACCUGCCUCCUGCCGAGAGAAUUGAAAUGUGGGUAAAGUGCGGAAUGAUUGUGAAGGCGGGGGAAGAGGCGCAAAAGGCCAAGGACCUCAACACCCUGGAACUUCUCCGGACGAAAGCAUCUGGCCCCGCAGCCACCGAGAUCGAGCGCAUGAUCAACCAACUAAAGCCGAAGAAAUGA